AUGGAUGCGCUCAAUCGUUCAUACCAAAACGACUUUGGAGAUGUAAUAAAUGAUAAUAUUUCAAUGAAGAAACUCAAUUAUUUGGUGAAAAAGAAAAAUAAAUUAGCCAAAAAGGAUAAGAGCGAAUCAGUUGAAAUUGCGCGAGACGCAGGUGGUGAACAGUGGAUACAGGCUGUGGACAAAGUACACCAUUCUCCAAUCGAUCUUACAAGCAAUGGCACUGCUUUGUCACUAACAGAAAGAUUGAAAAUUGCAAAUUAUAAGAGCGCCCAAUUCAAAUAUGAAGUAUUGAAGAAGGAAAUAGAGAAUGAUCCUGAACUCUUGAAAAAUCAUCUGCAAAACAUGGUCCAUCGUGGCUUAUCAAGUCAUGGUUAUCAUCAAAAGAGUAAAAGAAAAAUAAAGGAUCGUCGUCCAAAUUUGGAGAAAGUCAACAUAUUUAGUAUGUUUUGGCCUGAUUUAUUGUUUGUUGAAGAAAAAUGCCUUUUUCGAAAAUGCAUAUUACCUUGCAGAGAAAAUCACAGUGAAUGA
Molecule: messenger RNA, 528 nt
Organism: Brugia malayi
Lineage: Eukaryota; Metazoa; Nematoda; Chromadorea; Rhabditida; Onchocercidae
Exons: 6
Coding region: 1-528 (175 amino acids)
Source: RefSeq, a predicted model, not a curated record